Messenger RNA from Meleagris gallopavo (turkey), 1700 nucleotides. Lineage: Eukaryota; Metazoa; Chordata; Aves; Galliformes; Phasianidae. The record is from RefSeq and is a predicted model, not a curated record.
CUAGAUAUGUAUAUUAUGGCUUCAGUAUUUCCUUAUGUCUUCAUAGGACCCCAGCUGAAUGCACAACUUGAAGGCUGGCUUUCUCAAGUACAGUCCACAAAGAGACCUGCUAGAGCCAUUAUUGCACCCCAUGCAGGAUAUACCUAUUGUGGAUCUUGUGCAGCGCAUGCUUACAAGCAAGUAGAUCCUAAUAUUACCCGAAAAAUUUUCAUUCUUGGGCCUUCCCAUCACGUGCCCCUUUCCCGAUGUGCACUUUCCAGUGUGGACAUUUAUAGAACACCUCUGUACGAUCUCCGAAUUGACCAAAAGAUUUAUGGAGAACUGUGGAAGACCGGAAUGUUUGAGCGUAUGUCUUUACAGACAGAUGAAGAUGAACACAGUAUUGAAAUGCAUUUGCCUUAUACUGCUAAAGCCAUGGAAAGCCAUAAGGAUGAGUUUACUAUUAUUCCUGUGUUGGUCGGAGCACUGAGUGAGGCAAAAGAGCAGGAAUUUGGAAAACUCUUCAGUAAAUACCUAGCUGAUCCUAGUAACCUCUUUGUGGUUUCUUCUGACUUUUGCCACUGGGGUCAGAGGUUCCGUUACAGUUACUAUGAUGAAUCCCAAGGAGAAAUUUAUAGAUCCAUUGAGCACCUAGAUAAAAUGGGUAUGAACAUUAUAGAGCAGCUAGAUCCUGUAUCUUUUAGCAAUUACUUGAAGAAAUACCAUAAUACAAUAUGUGGAAGACAUCCUAUUGGCGUAUUAUUAAAUGCUAUCAAUGAGCUCCAGAAGAAUGGAAUGAAUAUGAGCUUUUCAUUUUUGAAUUACGCUCAAUCAAGCCAGUGUCGAAACUGGCAAGACAGCUCAGUGAGUUACGCAGCUGGAGCACUUAUGGUUCACUGAACUGCUGAAUGCUCAGGGAUGGCACCUGCACACACUCUGUAUACGGGGUCCCAGCCUAGCCCUUACAAAGAUACAGUCCCUGGUCUUUGGGUAUACUGAAACCUCAAACUAAUAGAACUUUCUUCUUUUCUAGUAGGUGUAGUCCUUCCUUAGUUUCAACUCAUUUAAAAAUGCUUUCUCGUUUAGGACAACGGAAGGAAGAGUGGUAUCAAAACAUUUUGUGAUUUUUAGGAAAGAUAAUAGCUGUGAAGGCAUGGGUGGCAGACAGUCCUUACAAAUGCGACAUGUAAAGCAUUUACCAUAUCCUAAAUUUGCACUCUUUGCAGACCUGUGCACAUGUACUCAGCUUUCAGAAUAGUUUUGCAAGUUGUAAAUGGGGAAAAAAAAAGGAGUGGAAGCUUUUUAAUAAAAGGAAAAAAGGAAAACAACGCAUUUAUAAAUGAUCCUGUAUUAGAAUAUAAUAAAACUCCAGUAUAGUCAGUUACUACCCGUGAUGUACAACAGAUAUCUUCUAUUUUAGUUGCUAAUAAAGGGCUACACAAACCAAAAUAGUCUGAUUUAAACUUAUUGCUUUGUGUUCUGUAUGUGGCUGCUUGUCAUUAACAUCCUUUAUCCUUAGUUCUUUGCUUGAAAUUCAGCCAUUCUGUAAAAUACUUUAGAAUGUAUUUUAUAUUCAACAUUUGUUAUGCUUAUUUCAUUUACAGAUUUUUAUCUUAAACCUGCACCGAGUUCAGCUGUGCGAAAGAAUUUUUAAAAACUUGUGUUUUAAUUGUUUUACAGAAUUACACCUUUUAAUAUGUGGUACAAAUUUGUAUCAGAAA